Molecule: messenger RNA, 512 nt
Organism: Brassicogethes aeneus
Lineage: Eukaryota; Metazoa; Arthropoda; Insecta; Coleoptera; Nitidulidae
Source: the annotation of a GenBank genome assembly
AAAGAAUUGGAGUAGUUUUCAGUAUGAUUCAGUAGGGUUCAUUUAUUUCAGUUAAACCGUGCUAUUUUUGAAUUCGGUUUUAUUUAUAUUCAGUGAAAUGUUCUGUUUUGUUUUUGUGUCGUUUUCGAUUCUCUGUGGUGCCAACAGUCUAGAAUGUUACUACUGUCAUCAGACAACAAACGCGUGUAAAGACGGGCAGACAAAUUCAUUGAGAACCAUCAACUGUACUGCUGGAGAGUAUUGUUUAUCUUAUAAAUAUGCAACAAAAAUGCCGGACGUCACUGUAAUAGCCGUUGAAAGGGGUUGCACUUAUUUGGGAAAUACAACGUGCGAGCAAAAAAUGCCCGAGAAGAAAAGUGAGGAUGGAAAAUCUACAGAAAAAGGGAUAAGCUGUAAAGUUUGCAAAACACCAUUGUGCAAUUUCGCAUUUCACAACACGCCUGUAUUUACAUACUACCUUGGAUUAAUAUUAAUUUUUGUUAUUUGUGGUUUAUAGUCUGUGAUGAAUAAAU